Molecule: messenger RNA, 552 nt
Organism: Naegleria gruberi
Lineage: Eukaryota; Heterolobosea; Eutetramitea; Acrasida; Naegleriidae
Exons: 1
Coding region: 1-552 (183 amino acids)
Molecular function (GO): RNA binding; ribonuclease T2 activity
Source: RefSeq, a predicted model, not a curated record
AUGAUUGAAUAUUUGGAAAUUAUUUCAGAUUAUAAGAAUGCUGCUCCUGGAUUGUGGCAACACGAAUAUGAUAAACAUGGAACGUGUGCUGCACAAUUACCUCAAUUCUCAAGUAAUGCAGUUCGUGAUUAUUUUCUUCAAUCAAUCAAAUUGAGAAAGAGUAUGUCAAUUUUACCAUCCCUCAAGAAACAAAACAUUGUUCCAUCCAAUACCACAACCUAUGACAUUAAAUUCAUGAAGGAAGGAUUCAAAGCCAGUGGAUUUGGAACACCUGCUCUCGUUUGUUACAAUAGUUCCAUAUUGGUAGAGGUCAGAUUUUGUCUGAAUAAGGAAUUGAGUUUUAUUGAUUGUCCAACACAAGUUGGAGAUCAAUGCAAAGCCAAUAGCGCCAUUACUUUUGCCAAAACUGCAUUUGCCUCCAAUGAACAUGAUACUGCAGUGGCUGUGAUUGGUUCCUUCUUUGCAUUCAUUGUUCUACUUUUGGUUUGUUUUGGAUUGGCUAUGGUUUGCAGAGGAGUGAUGGUUGCCAAGAAGAAUUACGUAGUUCUAUGA